This is a messenger RNA of Lymnaea stagnalis (great pond snail), 222 nucleotides long. Lineage: Eukaryota; Metazoa; Mollusca; Gastropoda; Lymnaeidae. The record is from the annotation of a GenBank genome assembly.
UGUCUAUACUUCAUGUUCGGUGACAACUGCUCCGAGCCUUGCCGCUGUAACAAAGAAAAUACACAGAUGUGUGAUAACAUCCAUGGCGAUUGUCUGUGUCAGGCUGGAUGGCAGGGACUCACGUGCUCUGAUGACGUGGACGAAUGUCUUGGCACCAAUGACGUUCUCUGUCCAGCAAACUCUGACUGUCUCAACACACCAGGAAGUUUCAGGUGUGAGUGU